Messenger RNA from Mytilus californianus (California mussel), 3316 nucleotides. Its product is annotated as protein disulfide-isomerase-like. Lineage: Eukaryota; Metazoa; Mollusca; Bivalvia; Mytilida; Mytilidae. Gene Ontology annotation, cellular component: endoplasmic reticulum. Gene Ontology annotation, biological process: protein folding; response to endoplasmic reticulum stress. The transcript has 10 exons. Bases 108 to 1601 code for a protein of 497 amino acids. Gene Ontology annotation, molecular function: protein disulfide isomerase activity. The record is from RefSeq and is a predicted model, not a curated record.
GCAUUAUAGACCGGUCUCUUUGCCACGUUGAAGACUGCAAAUAAGUUGAUAUACUUUGGGAUCAGUCUUUUUCAUCACAGAAACUAUCGGUUACACCUGCAAAAAAUAUGCUGUCUUUAUUUCUAAGUGCCUGCGUUAUUGCUCUAACUUUUGGAGCAGACAUUAAAGAUGAAAACGGUGUUUUAGUGUUGACAACAGCAAAUAUCGAAGAUGCUCUGAAAGACAACACAAACAUCUUGGUUGAGUUUUAUGCCCCAUGGUGUGGCCAUUGUAAAGCUUUAGCACCAGAGUAUGAGAAGGCAGCCAAAGCUUUAGCUGAUGAAGGUUCAGACAUAAAGUUAGCCAAGGUUGAUGCUACUGUCGAGUCUUCACUUGGAGAAAAAUAUGAAGUACGAGGCUACCCUACCAUCAAAUUCUUCAGAUCAGGAACACCAGUUGAUUAUUCAGGUGGUAGACAGUCAGCUGACAUUGUAAACUGGUUGAAGAAGAAGACUGGUCCCGCUUGUGUUACUUUAGAUUCAGUUGAUGCUGCUAAAGCAAUGAUUGAGAAAGAUGAAGUUGUUGUUCUUGGUUUCUUCAAGGAUUUGAAGUCAGAAAGUGCUAAAGAAUAUGAGAAAGCAGCACAAGGUAUUGAUGAUAUCCCAUUCGGAAUUACAUCUAAUACUGAUAUCUUCAAAGAAUAUGAAAUGGAAUCUGAUGGUGUUGCUCUCUUCAAGAAGUUUGAUGAAGGACGUAAUAACUUUGAAGGAGAAGUUACUGCUGAUGCCGUGAACAAAUUCAUCUCGGCCAACAGAUUGCCGUUGAUUAUUGAAUUUACACAAGAGUCUGCACAAAAGAUCUUUGGUGGAGAAAUCAAGAACCACAUCUUACUCUUCUUAGAAAAGAAAGCAGAUGCUUCUGCCAAAAUUUUGGAAGGAUACAGGAAAGCUGCAGUUGGAUUUAAAGGAAAAGUUCUGUUUAUCACCUUAGAUACCUCAGAUGAAGAUAAUGCAAGAAUCUUGGAAUUCUUUGGUUUGAAGAAAGAAGAAACCCCAGCUGCUCGUCUUAUCACCCUAGGAGAAGACAUGACCAAAUAUAAACCAGACUCUGAUGAUCUUUCAGAAGAUGCUGUUACAUCAUUCGUACAAUCCUUUUUAGAUGGCAAAUUGAAGGCUCAUUUGAUGUCCGAAGAAGUGCCAGCAGACUGGGAUUCCAAACCAGUUAAAACUUUAGUUGGAAAGAACUUUAAAGAAGUAGCUUUCAAUCAAGAUAAAGCAGUUUUAGUAGAAUUCUAUGCACCAUGGUGUGGACAUUGUAAACAAUUAGCCCCAAUUUGGGAUGAAUUAGGAGAAAAAUUCAACGAUAAAGACGAUAUUGUUAUAGCUAAAAUGGACUCUACAGCUAAUGAAAUAGAAGAUGUUAAAGUUCAAAGUUUUCCAACUAUUAAAUACUUCCCUAAAGGCAGCAGUGAUGUUAUAGAUUAUAAUGGAGAAAGAACUUUAGAUGGAUUUGUUAAAUUCUUAGAAAGUGGUGGAAAAGAGGGAGCAGGUGAACCAGAAGAAGAGGAUGAAGAUGAAGAUGAAGAGGAAGGAGAUGAAGCAGCAGCAAAGGAUGAAUUAUAGACAUUUCCAUUACGGGUUGUGCAGGGGUGGGAGCUUAUUCCAUUGUCAAAGGGAAGGGAAAAUAAACCAGUCUGUUAUUUGGAAUCUCUGUUUGGACAUUAAGUGACCUUAAUUGUUGUCUAUUUAUUUAAAUUCAUUUGACUGUGUUCAAUAUUGAGAUUUGGGGUUUAAUGUUUGGUGCAGACAUUUCCUGGAGUGCUUCCAUAUCAUGUUGAAUGUAGAGAGAUGUUAGACUAUGUUUAAAAGUGUGAGUGGGUCCAGUGGUGCUAUGAUAGUUUUACAUAGUAAUUCACCGUUUAUCAAAAAAGGUUAAGGUUUUUGUUAAGUGUAUUUUUUUUAAUGUCAUCACAGGCACUUGCCAGCUGGAUCCAAUUAUCUUUGAAAUGAAAAUGUAGACACAUUCUAAUGUCUUUAGACUUAAUAGUUUUCAUUUUGUAAUCAUUUAUAGAACUGUAGUGCUGAAUCUGGAAAACAAAUGUAUUCAAUAUGGUAUUAUGUUUGACUGUCAUUUUGUAAUUUUUGGCAGCUUGUUUUGGCAUUUUAUAUUUUCCAUCAAAAUGUUUUUAUCUAAUCCAGUGUUCAAAAAUGGAAAUCAAGAAAAAAAAUAUCUUAUCCAUUCAAAGUUAUUUAAAAAACAUGAUCAACCAAAUUUAGAGUCUUUGCAUAAUUAAGAAUAUUUCCCCUGUCUAGUCAUACCCAAAGAUUUCGUAAUCAUUCCAAAUUUUAGUUGUAAAUUUCAAAUUUGGAAAUGAGAACCCAGCGUAGGCCCCUUUCUUACAAAUAGCAUCUAUAUGUCUCCUCAUUGCAGUAGAAAAUUGACAAGAGAAAGUACAAAUCCAAAUUUCCUGUCAUGUUUUUCUGGGUUUUUUUUUUAUCUAUAGCCAUACAUGUAUCAUGUUUUUAAGUUAUUAUUUUUUCUUAAAUUGUAGCAAUAAACAGUGACUUUUGUUAUUAAUAGUUUUGAAUUUAUGAGUGCUAUAAAUAUUAUUUCACUGACCUCAGUAAAAGAUGGUUUGUUUUUUUUUAAAAGAAAUUCAUCUCUUUUAAUGUUUGUAUUUGAAGGGUUUGCAUUGUCAAAUACUCUACCCUGAUAUUAAAAUUGCAACAGCAUUUGUCUGAAGGGAUCAUUCACCAUUGUAAAUGAUGUUGAUUUUCAGUGAUGAAAUGAAACUACCAUGUUAUGAAAAUUUGAACUCUUUCCGACUUCUUUGAAAGAUUAAGUGAGUUUCUUUUAAGAAGACUUUAUCAUCAGUGACCAGAAGUAUAGUGCAAUUAAAUCAGUUUUCAGCAAGUGACAUUGCUACUUAAUUUGUUGUUCAUUAGGUUCCUGUAUAUCAGUAGAUUUUUUAUAGUGCUUCAAAUAGCUUCCUCUUUUCCUACUUAUAUAAGGUUUUCUUAUUCACAACAUUGUUGUAUUUGGAAAUUUGAAAUGUAAAUUAUUUAUAGUAUGAUCAUCCAAAUACAAAAAUGUUGUAUAUAUUUAUUAACGAAUUGUAGCCAGUAGAUAUAGGGUUACCCCCUUUCUAUAAAUGGAACAACAGAUUGUGUGCCAUUGUCACUUUGGUUAUUUUUACUAUUUUAUGUAUGAAUGGGUGAUGGAUGUGUUUUAAUUGGACAGUUUGUUUUGUAUACAUGUUAAAGAUAAACAUUCAAAGUUUUGUAAGAUUAUAUUAAGAAGCAUAAAAAUAGUAAAUAUUAAAAUUUGAAAAUACAAA